This is a messenger RNA of Periophthalmus magnuspinnatus, 1405 nucleotides long. It is a transcript of the gene kcnmb2a, whose product is annotated as potassium large conductance calcium-activated channel, subfamily M, beta member 2. The record is from RefSeq and is a predicted model, not a curated record. The transcript is spliced from 6 exons. NCBI's taxonomy places the organism in Eukaryota, Metazoa, Chordata, Actinopteri, Gobiiformes, Gobiidae. Gene Ontology annotation, biological process: detection of calcium ion; potassium ion transport. Gene Ontology annotation, molecular function: calcium-activated potassium channel activity; potassium channel regulator activity. Gene Ontology annotation, cellular component: voltage-gated potassium channel complex; membrane. Bases 396 to 1115 code for a protein of 239 amino acids.
UAGAUACAUGGCCACCCCGGUGUCAACCCCAACCCGCUGCUAUAUUUGGCAGCUACAGUUGGGAUUCGUUGUGUCUCGUUUUUAAGCGUGACUUCAUUGUGUAGGGGACUCAUAACUUGUAGGUACACGUAUGGCUGGAAUGGCACUUGGAGUUUAAAUAAGAGGUAGUCAGCUGAGUGUUGGGCGAGCACAUGGAGCAUGUCCGAAGAGCCACUGCUGACAACUGUCUGAAUCCCACACAGUGGAUUAUGACAGCCUACUGGACAAGAGGAGCUGAAGCAGUACGGUGACAGGACAAUCACUUUGUGUUGACAGAGGCCUUGUUUCUACUCUACACCAGGUCUUUCCAACAAUCUUUACGUUCUGGAUCAGCAAGACGUGGAUCAUCUCAAAAGAUGUUCUUUGUGGCAGGGGCAAAAAACUCAGGAAGAGGGGGAGGCGGAGGAGGAGGGAAUGAAAGAAGGUCAAUUUAUCAAAAGUUUCGGGAGGUGGAUUUAUUGGACAAGAAGAACACAGUGACAGCUCUGAAGCCUGGAGAGGACCGGGCAAUUCUCCUGGGUUUAGGAAUGAUCUUGUCUUCAGUCAUGAUGUAUUUUGUUUUGGGGAUCACUAUGUUACGCUCUUAUGCCGACAGUGUGUGGACUGAAGAGGGUAUGUGCCUGGUGCUUAACUCUACAGUGACGGCAGACAUGAACUGCUCCUACAGCUGCGGAUCUGACUGCUGGAGAGUGUCCAAGUAUCCCUGUCUGCAGGUGUACGUCAGCAUCAACAGCACAGGGCGCAUCAGCCGCCUAUCCCACAACGAGGAAGCCGAGGAUGCCAGCUCUGAGUGCUUCUAUGUACCGCGGUGCCAGAGGGACAGUUUGGCCAUGCACUCCAUGAUUAUGAACAUUUCGGAGCGUCUCAAGGUCAACCAGCAGGUCCCUUGUUACUACGACCCGCAGGAGCAGCAGGAGGCCGUGCUGCUAACACGCCUGUACGACCACACCGCGGUCCUCCACACACUUCUGUGGCCCUCGUGCAUGCUUACUGGAGGAGCUCUGAUCAUCAUGAUGGUCAAACUCACACAGUACCUUUCCAGACUCUGUGAAGAGAUUGGGAAGAUCAAGAGGUGAACUACAUAAAGGAUUAUAAACACUUUGGUGACACAUUCUUUUGAAAUAGGUGGCCUUGCCAUGACCUCUUGUAAACUUUCCACUUCAAAUGAGACAUGUGGAACAGCUGACUCUCACAGCACAGUGAGGAUGUUUACACAAUGGACUGAAUGUUCUAAGUUGAAAAUGUACUUACAUUCAAGACACCGCAGAAGGCUAUCCUGUGUGCCUUUGUUUACAAGAAUAUCAUCAACAUGUGGCCCUGGGCUGUUGUAUCAAUAACAACUUGAAUGUCUGUUCUGCACUGAAGA